AUGCCGUUUGCGCAGAUCGUGCUGGGGCCUCCAGGCUCGGGCAAAACGACGUACUGUAAUGGCAUGCAGCAGUUCCUGCAGGCCAACCACCGAGAUGUGGCCGUAGUCAACAUGGACCCGGCCAAUGAGCAGCUGCCGUACGUGGCCGACGUGGACGUGUCCGAGAUGGUGUGUCUCGAAAAAGUCAUGGAGGAGCUCGAUCUUGGUCCCAAUGGCGGUCUCGUGUACUGCAUGGACUACAUAGACGUCAACUUUGAAUGGCUAGAGGACAAGCUCGCAGCUCUUAAGAACAAGUACGUGCUGUUCGACUUUCCAGGCCAAGUGGAGCUUUACACGCACGAGAACAGUGUGCAUAAUAUUCUACAGAAAUUGCAGAAACUCGGGUACCGGUUGGCGGUAGUGCACCUUGUGGACGCCCACCAUUGUACAGACAGCUCCAAGUUUGUGUCGGUAGUGAUGCUGAGCUUAUCGUCUAUGGUGCGAUUGGAGCUACCGCACAUUAACGUGUUGUCUAAGAUCGAUCUGAUGCAGCAGUACGGUAAACUCGCGUUCAAUUUGGACUUCUACACGGACGUGCUGGAUCUACGUUAUCUAUUGGAUCGUUUGGACGAGCCUGAUGACGCCGAAGACGAGGACCAGAUCUCACUGGAGCCACGACAUACAACGAUCCCCAGCUCAAGACUAGCAGAGCGAUUCCGUCGCAUGAACGAGGCGCUGGUCGACGUCAUCGAAGACUUUAGCUUGGUGAGCUUCUUGCCCCUACAGAUUCAAGACCCUGCAACGAUCCAGAAAGUCGUUGCAGCGAUCGACAAGGCCAACGGCUUUGUCUUCACCGGUGUGGACUUCCAGACUGCAGUCGUCAAGGACUACGCCUUCGGAGAUCAGAGCGCAAAUGAUGUUCAAGAGAAAUACCUCGACAAGUAGAAGACCAACCUUAAAAGAUCCUUUGUAUUACCCUCU
Molecule: messenger RNA, 960 nt
Organism: Phytophthora infestans T30-4
Lineage: Eukaryota; Oomycota; Peronosporomycetes; Peronosporales; Peronosporaceae
Product: GPN-loop GTPase 2, putative
Exons: 4
Coding region: 1-924 (307 amino acids)
Cellular component (GO): cytoplasm
Molecular function (GO): GTPase activity
Source: RefSeq, a predicted model, not a curated record